This is a messenger RNA of Daucus carota subsp. sativus, 4518 nucleotides long. RefSeq names its product pleiotropic drug resistance protein 3. The record is from RefSeq and is a predicted model, not a curated record. NCBI's taxonomy places the organism in Eukaryota, Viridiplantae, Streptophyta, Magnoliopsida, Apiales, Apiaceae. Gene Ontology annotation, cellular component: membrane. The transcript has 23 exons. Bases 106 to 4377 code for a protein of 1423 amino acids. Gene Ontology annotation, molecular function: ATP binding; ABC-type transporter activity; ATP hydrolysis activity.
AUCUCAUAUAAUCCAAAACCAACUACAUUUGUCUGUCUGAGUUGGCCUAUUAAGAGCUUGAGGUAUAUUAGUACAGAAUCUUACUUGGUCUCUACUGCAGGAAGGAUGAAUGAAGCUGAAAUGACACGAGCCGAUGAGGUUGAGCUGCAGUGGGCUGCUAUCGAGAGGCUGCCAACAAUGAAACGAGUGAGAAUGUCGUUGUUUGAUGCUCAGGAGGGCGAUGAUGAAGGGAAGACUAAUGAGAAAGUGAUGGUAGAUGUCGCGAAGCUGAGUGCAGUUGAGAAACAUGUUUUUAUUGGGAAGCUGAUUAGCAAUGUUCAAGAGGAUAAUGCCAGGCUGCUUCUGAAAAUGAAACAACGCAUGGACAGGGUUGGAUUGACGUUGCCAGCAGUGGAGGUCAGGUUCAGGAAUGUAAAUGUGGAAGCACGAUGUGAAGUGGUCCAUGGCAAGCCUCUUCCUACUCUGUGGAACUCAUUCAAAAGCAUAUUUCCUGUUGUAAGACUACCAUGGUGCAAGUCACAAGUAGCACAGAUUCACAUUAUAAAAGGAGUUAGUGGCAACAUUAGACCGUCAAGGAUGACCCUGUUGCUUGGACCUCCAGGUUGUGGGAAAUCCACUUUGCUGAAGGCCCUGGCAGGGAAACUAGACAAGUCUCUAAAGGUUGAAGGGGAAGUUUCUUAUAACGGUACCAGAGUGGAAAAUCUCAGGCCACAGGAACAUGCAGCUUACAUUAGUCAAUAUAACUUUCAUGUACCUGAGAUGACAGUAAGAGAAACCAUUGAUUUUUCUGCCCGUUGCCAGGGUGUUGAAAGCAGGAAAGAACUCUUGGCGGAAGUCAGCAGAAGAGAGAAGCAGGCAGGAUUUAUUCCUGAAGCAGAAGUAGAUGCAUACAUGAAGGCAAUAUCGAUCAAUGGGCUAGAAAAAACCCUCCAAACAGAUUAUAUUUUAAAAAUACUUGGACUGGAAACUUGCGCUGAUACUUUUGUGGGUAGUGCUAUGAGAAGAGGCAUAUCUGGUGGUCAGAAGAGAAGACUAGCUACUGGGGAAAUGAUUGUGAGUACAAGAAGGGUACUAUUCAUGGAUGAAAUUUCUAAUGGUUUGGACAGCUCCACUACCUUUCAGAUUGUCACUUGCCUUCAACAAUUAGUGCACAUCACAGACGCCACUGCAUUGAUCUCACUACUACAGCCAGCACCAGAGACCUUUGAUCUUUUUGAUGACAUACUUUUACUUGCAGAGGGGAAAAUAGUAUACCAUGGAGCCCGAGCUGAUGUUCUCAAGUUCUUUGAGAACUUUGGUUUUAGGUGCCCAGAAAGGAAAGGUGUUUCUGACUAUCUUCAGGAGGUGACCUCUAGAAAGGACCAGGGACAGUAUUGGUUCAAAUCUGAGAUACCUUACAGAUAUGUAACAGUGGAUGAAUUUUCUGAGAAAUCUGAGAUGUGGCACCUAGAUGGGAAAAUCUGGUCAGAUAAUGAGCUUCCAAGGACAGCUAAAGAUUUCCAGUGUGACGAGAAUCUUCCCCAGAAGGAUAAGAACAACAAAUAUUCUAUGACAAAAUGGCAAUUAUUUAAGGCUUGCAUGGACAGAGAAGUUCUUCUCACAAGACGAAAUCUAUCCACCAACAUAAUCAAAUCUAUGCAGCUACUAGUAAUUGCAUUCAUAGUUAUGACCACAUAUAUACGCACAAUGAUGGAUAUAGACUCGAAGCAUGCUAAUUAUUACAAGGGUUGCAUGUUUUUUGGGAUCAUGAGGAUUACCACAACUGGAAUUGUAGAAAUGUUGAUGACUAUAUCAAGACUUGCAGUUUUCUACAAAGAGAGGGAUUUCAGCUUCUACCCUGCUUGGGCAUAUGCUAUUCCAGCUUCUCUUAUAAAGAUCCCGCUUUCCCUGUUGGAUUCCUUUCUCUGGACUGCUCCUACCUACUAUGUUGUAGGAUUUAGCCCUGGGAUUGAUAGGUUCUUCUGCCAAUUUCUGCUGUUUUUUGCUCUGCAUCAAGCGUCCUCAAGCUUGUAUCGUAUGAUUGCAUCAAUAUUUCAAAGCGAGGCCAUAUCAACUUUUUGCACCAGCUUGUCCAUACUGUUAAUGAUGUUCUUUGGUGGAUUUAUUAUUCCAAAACAAUCCAUACCAGUUUGGCUGCGGUGGGGCUUCUGGCUUUCUCCAGUGUCAUAUGCCGAGAUAGGAUUGUCUCUAAAUGAGUUUCAAUCUCCACGCUGGGGAAAGGUGACAUCAGGAAACUUGACUAUUGGAGAACAAGUUCUGUCAAAAAGUGGAUUGAAUUUCAAAAGCUACUAUUACUGGAUAUCAGUCGGGAUCCUCUUUGGUUUUACAUUAGUUUUUAACAUAGGAUUUAUAUUAGCCUUAACUUAUCUGAAAUCUCUUGGGACAGCUCGAGCCAUCAUUUCUUAUGAUAAAUUUCGCGAACUGCAGCAAGAUCAAGAUUGUAAAGAUGAGGCUAAGAGAGAUAACAAAAUUCAUAUGUCACCCCAGCAACAUUCGAUGGAAAAUACAGACACUGUAAUGCCAGAAAUUCAAGAAAAGAAGAAGAUGGUAUUACCUUUCGAGCCCCUGACUUUGACAUUUGAAAAUGUUCAGUAUUUUGUUGACACUCCACUGGAAAUGAGAAAAAAAGGAUUCAAAGACAAAAGACUUCAACUUAUUCAUGACAUGACAGGGGUAUUCAGGCCAGGCAUUUUAACAGCUUUAAUGGGGGUGACCGGAGCAGGAAAAACAACUCUAAUGGAUGUUCUUUCUGGGAGAAAAGACAGUGGGCAUACUGAAGGAGAUAUAAGAAUUGGAGGGUCCCCUAGGGUCCAACAGACUUUUGCCAGGGUCUCAGGAUACUGCGAGCAAAGUGACAUUCAUUCUCCCAACAUUACAGUAGAAGAAUCAGUAGCCUUCUCAGCUUUUCUGCGGCUGUCAUCUGAAAUUGACGCAAAAACUCGGGCUGAAUUUGUUAGGGAUGUACUUGAAAGAGUUGAACUUGAUGGGAUCAGAAACCAUUUAGUCGGGGUUCCAGGGAGGAGUGGCUUAUCUAAUGAGCAGCGCAAACGCCUAACCAUAGCAGUGGAACUCGUGUCUAAUCCAUCAAUCAUAUUCAUGGAUGAACCUACAUCUGGUUUAGAUGCUAGAGCGGCUGCAAUUGUCAUGCGCACAGUAAAAAAUGUUGCUGAUACAGGAAGAACAGUAGUAUGCACCAUCCAUCAACCAAGUAUAGACAUAUUUGAGGCCUUCGAUGAGUUGAUUCUCAUGAAAAAGGGAGGGGAGAUAAUUUAUUCAGGACCAUUGGGUCAGCAUUCCUGUAAUCUUAUAGAUUACUUCAAGACAAUUCCAGGCAUACUACAGAUUAAAGAAAACUAUAAUCCAGCAACAUGGAUGCUAGAAAUCACUGCAGAAUCUGUAGAGAGACAGCUUGGUAUAGAUUUUGGGCAAAUUUACAAGGAAUCUAAGCAGUUCAGAGAUAAUAUACAACUGGUUAAAGAGCUCAGAACGGCACCGGGACAGACGAGAGAACUUCACUUUUCUACUCGUUUUCCGCGCAACAUGUGGGAGCAGUACAAAGCAUGCCUCUGGAAACAAAACUUAUCAUAUUGGAGAAAUCCAGACUAUAAUAUAAAGCGCUUGGUUUUUAUGACCGUUGCAUCUGUAGCUAUGGGGGCACUUAUGUGGCAGAAAGGGAAGCAAAUACGUGAUAAACAGGACUUAUCCAACAUACUAUCAUCAAUCUUCAUAUCAUUGCAAAUUCUGGGCGUAACUAAUUGCUCAUCGAUUAUACCAGUUGUGGUGACUGAACGAACUGUUCUAUAUAGAGAGAUGUAUUCAGGAAUGUACUCAUCAUGGGCUUAUUCAUUGGCACAGGUGACCAUCGAAUUUCCGUAUAUAUUAGCACAAACACUUACCUUUGUAGUCAUCACCUAUCCAGCUGUAGGAUUUUACUGGUCUUUUAAAAAGAUAAUGUGGUAUUUUUACUCUACACUCUGUGGACUGCUAUACUACACUUGCCAGGGGAUGCUUAUGGUGUCUAUAAGCCCAGAUGGAACUGUUGCUUCCACAUUAGCUGGAACAUCUUAUGCGCUUUUAAAUCUAUUCUCAGGGUUCCUAAUUCCUAGACCGGCUAUUCCAAAGUGGUGGAUAUGGCUCUACUGGAUUACACCAUCAUCAUGGAUGUUGUAUGGUGCAAUUACAUCACAGUAUGGGGACAACACAGAAGAAAUAACAUCAUUUGGAAAAACUGAAGAAGUCAAGUCCUUCUUAGAAGAUUAUUAUGGGUACCGUUAUGAUUUUUUGGGCGUCGUGGCUGUAGUUGUGGCCACAUUUCCUAUUUUAGCUGCCUUUCUAUUUGCAUAUUUCAUCAGUAAACUAAAUUUCCAAAGGAGGUGAAAGACAUGAAUUCUAGCAUCACAAAAGAUAGUUUCUUGUGUUCUGGAAAUUACUCCAACUUUGUUAAGUGUAAUUAUGUUGUAAUUUAAUAUCAGAGUACAAUUGUGUUGUAAUUAUAUUUCAAUACAGUUAUGCUGUUAA